AUAGCAGGUGGAGAGGAUGAAGAUCUGAGACUGGUGAAUGGUGGCAACCCCUGCACUGGCAGAGUGGAGAUUUACCACAAUGGAAAGUGGGGAACAGUAUGCGAUGAUAGCUGGGACAUGCAGGAAGCUACCGUGGUCUGUAAUCAGCUGGGCUGUGGUUCUGCUGUAAAUGCACCUGGAAGCGCUCAUUUUGGCCAAGGGUCUGGAACCAUCUGGCUCGAUGAUGUUGGUUGCAGUGGAACAGAGGAAGCAUUGUGGAAAUGUCCUCCAAGCACAAGGGGAAAGUCUGACUGUAAUCAUGGAGAGGAUGCUGGAGUAAUCUGUUCAGGUUCAAAAGGCUACAGACUGGUUAAUGGCAGCAAUGCAUGUUCUGGAAGAGUCGAAAUCCAGUACAAUAGUGAAUGGAGGUCUCUGUGCAGCCUGGAAUGGGAUAUGGCUGAUGCCAAUGUUCUGUGUAACCAAAUGAGCUGUGGUUAUGCCGUGAAUAUCUAUACAGAAGACUUUGUGGAAAAUGGAACAAAUGAGAUCAGGAGAGACUAUUUUCAUUGCAAUGGUUCCGAAUCGCACCUGAAGUUCUGUCGUUCUCAUUCCUUUGGUAACCCAGCAUGCACUACUGGUCAAGUCGCAUCUGUUAUUUGUUCAGGUUCAAAAGGCUACAGACUGGUUAAUGGCAGCAAUGCAUGUUCUGGAAGAGUCGAAAUCCAGUACAAUAGUGAAUGGAGGUCUCUGUGCAGCCUGGAAUGGGAUAUGGCUGAUGCCAAUGUUCUGUGUAACCAAAUGAGCUGUGGUUAUGCCGUGAAUAUCUAUACAGAAGACUUUGUGGAAAAUGGAACAAAUGAGAUCAGGAGAGACUAUUUUCAUUGCAAUGGUUCCGAAUCGCACCUGAAGUUCUGUCGUUCUCAUUCCUUUGGUAACCCAGCAUGCACUACUGGUCAAGUCGCAUCUGUUAUUUGUUCAGACUUAAAUGGCAGGUUAAGACUAAUGAAUGGAGGAAGCCUAUGCGAUGGACAUGUGGAAAUUUACUACAAUGGCACAUGGGGAAGAGUACAAGAUGAAUUAUGGGAAAUGACAGAUGCAAAAGUAGUCUGCAGGCAAAUGAGAUGUGGAACUGCAUUGAAAGCAUUCAUCAGUCUUUCAAAUAAUAUGAAUGAAUCUGUGUGGCUGAGAAGUGUACAAUGUCAAGGAAAUGAAUCCAGAUUAUUGGACUGUACCUUAAAUAUUUCCUACAUUCAGCAAUCUGAAGUAGCUGGUGUUUCCAAAUAUGCUUCUGUUAUUUGUAGCGAACACAUGCAGCUGAGACUUGCUGAUGCCAAGGGACAAUGUGCAGGAAGAGUGGAGGUGUAUUACAAUGGAAUCUGGGGCACGGUAUGCGAUGAUUGGUGGGAUAUGGUAGAUGCUAAUGUUGCUUGCCAACAGCUGAAAUGUGGACAUGCCGUAUCAAUCAACUCAGCAGUGUUUGGUAAAGGAUCAGGGCCAAUUUGGCUGGAUGACCUUAUGUGUUAUGGAAAUGAAUCUGUACUCUGGCAAUGUCAAUCCUCGAGAUGGGGAAAGCAUAACUGCAACCAUAAGGAAGACGCAGGUGUUGUAUGUUCUGAAUUUAAACAGCUGAGACUUGCUGAUGGAGACCAUCAUUGCGAAGGAAGACUAGAAGUAUUUUUUCACAACGGGACAUGGGGAACUGUCUGUUCCAAUGGUUUAAAUUCUAAGUCCCCCACAAUCAGCCUUGUUUGCCAUGUUUUAGGAUGUGGAAUGAGUGGUAGGUUACAUUAUACACCUACAUUUAAGGAAAGUCAGAAUGACAAGUCUAUUGACACAAUUCAGUGCCAAAGCUAUCACACAUCCCUCUGGGAAUGUCCUUCUUCACCCUGGUUUGACAAACCCUGUUCUGCUGAACAGGAAACUCAUCUCACCUGCUCAGAUGAUCCAUCAGUUGCCUCUGAAGCUUGA
Protopterus annectens (West African lungfish) is the source of this 1947-nucleotide messenger RNA. RefSeq names its product scavenger receptor cysteine-rich type 1 protein M130-like. Lineage: Eukaryota; Metazoa; Chordata; Ceratodontiformes; Protopteridae. The transcript has 7 exons. The record is from RefSeq and is a predicted model, not a curated record. Gene Ontology annotation, cellular component: membrane. The annotation marks the transcript as partial.